Molecule: messenger RNA, 1986 nt
Organism: Mesorhabditis belari
Lineage: Eukaryota; Metazoa; Nematoda; Chromadorea; Rhabditida; Rhabditidae
Source: the annotation of a GenBank genome assembly
AUGGAGACAAGGAUGGCCCAACCGCCUCCCCAACUCACUCACACUCCACCCCAACAUUCCGUGCUUUGUGGAAGCAUUCAGGAGAAGUCACAUCAUAUAACUUAUUUGGAGGGUUUUCGCGUCGAAUCGUGUCCCCUCUUCAAACAACAUCAAUGUCAACAACACAGACCGUACACUUGUUUUAAUUGGCACUUCGCGAAUCAGAGGAGAAGAAAACCGGUGAGAAGAGUGGAUGGUUCGUUCAACUACUCGCCCGAUAUCUACUGUGAUAAAUAUGAUGAGAACACUGGGAUCUGCCCGGAUGGAGAUCAAUGUCCAUACCUUCACCGAGUCAGUGGAGAUGUUGAGCGAAAAUACCACCUUCGCUAUUACAAGACGGCUCAAUGCGUUCAUCCGACUGAUCAACGGGGACAAUGUGUGAAGAAUGGGGCACAUUGUGCUUUUGCUCACGCACCACAAGAUCUCCGACAACCCCAGCACGACACAAGUGAAGCUGCUUACGCUGGCUGUGUUGGUGAUACUGAUGGAAGAGAUAGGACAUCGUUUGUCAUCGAUGAUCCACUUUGGCAUAGGCAAGAUCAUGUGCUCUCCUGUUACAAGACUGAGCAAUGCCGAAAGCCGGCCAGGCUAUGCAGACAAGGCUACGCUUGCCCUUUCUAUCACAACAGCAAAGAUCGGCGGCGACAACCGGCGAUUUUCAAAUAUCGAUCAACACCCUGUCCGGCGGCGAAAACUGUGGACGAGUGGCUUGACCCGGAACUCUGUGAACAGGGAGACAACUGCGGCUAUUGUCACACGAGAACCGAGCAGCAGUUCCAUCCCGAGAUCUACAAAAGCACAAAGUGCAAUGAUAUGUUAGAGCACGGUUACUGUCCGCGUGCCGUUUUCUGCGCCUUCGCUCACCACGACUCAGAGAUGCAUGUACAAAGAACUCCAUACGCCUAUUCAAGUCAACACUCACCGAAAGAGCAUGGUAGUCCGGAUUAUCGCCUCGGUUCGCCGGCGGCUUUGAAUGGAAGCAUGAAUGGUCUCAAUAUAAAUGGAACAUAUCAGUCAAUGGUCAAGGGUCGGCCCAUUCCCAGCUCACAGGCGAUUCCGAACGCACAGCGAGCUUUCUCAACGAGUCGAGACGAUCUCAUGUCAAAUAGCUAUCCGAAAGCACCUGGUUUUGAGCGAGGCCCAUUAUCGCCAAACUAUCAACCGGAUCAACGCAAUCGCACCUACUCGCUGAACAUUGGGAAUCUGGAUAUGGCGAGAAAAGCCGCUCUUCUCUCCGGUCAAUGGGGUCCAACCCAAGUUGGUGAGACUGGAGGCCUUGCCGCUGCAUCAAAUCUCUGCCGUUCCGAUUCGGGCUUCCACGCUGUUUCAUCAACAAUGGAGGAGUUGAGCCUCGACUUGGCGCCCAUUGAUGAAAACCGUGACUCUUCGAAGUUCAGCGAUCUUUUCAGCACAUCUUUACCAUCACCAAUGCGCCUGAAAAUGCCGCCACCGGUUCCCCAGCAAAUCCCUCAACAACAAGACGGUCCUCAGCCAUUCCACACUCCGCCAUUCACCGAGAAUCAAGCGAUUUUCCAGCAGAAAAUCCCGAUGACCUCACCCGGAGGAGCAAAUGUUUUCACAGCGUUUCCAGCUGCUAAACACCCGCAUGAUGUUGGCAUGGAGUACAAUGGAGGUGCAAGCAGUGUACCGGAUAAGUUCCAAACUUCGAUAAUCGAGGAGAGAUUGAAAGAGGCGCGUCACGCUUGCGAGACGUGGAGAAACAGUGCCGAGUACUACAAGAUGAUGGCUGACAAGGCGAUGUUUGAGAAUAAUCAACUUCGUCAACAACUCGACGGCAUCCGACUCCAGGGUGGCGCAGCUGUCACUCCGACCGUUGAUUUCACUGCUCCACCACCAAACGCUUCGGCGAAUUUCAACAUUUUUGGGAAUCCAACCGACGACGUCUGGAGACCCCUUCCCGCUCCGGAUUCCCCAUCCAAUAGCCAC